CGGGCCUAUCUCUUCUCUCGCAGUCGGGGGCCGUGAACGCGCAGGCUUGGCAGUCAGAUACCGUCAUCCUUAGGCGCUUGAGGAACUUUGCAUGAUAGAGCCUGGCUGUAUGUGCUGGAACUAGACAAUGCACAAUGGGUUUGAACCUAAAGAUGUUUCAUAACUUCUACAGUUUGGUGCUAGCGCAAACAUACUCCAGAAUGGGAAGAUAAUAGCAGUGGGAAAUCAUUUAGGAGGGUUUAUAGACUUGGUGAGUGAUCGCGUCAAGUUGGUGGUGAUCUACCGAACGCUGGAUCCAAAGGCAAGAGACGCUCUCGAUCAAACUGUGGAUAUAAACGUGGCAAGGUGGUUAAUAGACAUGGAGACUCGCUGUAGUGAAACACCUUUAUAACGAGGUUGUUAUACACAGGUAAUCGUGAAUUGUUAUAACGAGGUAACCACUUUGUGCCUUGGAGUAUCAGGAACCUUGUUUACAGACUGCCUUGCUUCAUUCUGCUCCUGUUGGACUUACAUAAUACGCCAGUGUGGGAAACAGCUGUGCGGGGGAGAUAGUGCUGCGGACAGCGUUCACCGUUACAGAAACGUGGCCGCGAGAUGAAGAAAGUUGGAUUUAAAGAGUAAACCAGUGCAGUUUUACUACGAUAAACAUUCCCAAGCGGAAGAAACGCGACGCCAAAUAUUCUUUGAAAUUUCACCCAGGGAAUCAUUUUUUUGUGUUUGGAAGUUUUCUGAUGGAUUCUUUGAAAUUGUGGAUUCUGUUAAGUCCGUUUCGUUGUGCCCAUAUUUACAAGUCAUGGUCAUUAACCGGUGCCAGUUCAGCUUGUGAAAUUGUUCAAUCAGUGACAGCAUCAAGAUAGCAGAUAAAAUAUCCUUUGCCACAAGCUCAUUUGAAGAUAAUAAAUGGUACUUUGAAUCAUAUCGUACUAAUUGGAACUGUCUUAUCUACAAGAACCUAUUCAUGGAAAUGGAGCAUGUUCCUGCUAUCUGAGUUCAGUUUGAUAUCAAAAUACAUCAUCUCCAGUGACGUUAAGUUAAAAUGAUAAAAUAUUGUUUGGAUUAGUUGUCAGGGAGGUCAAUUGUAAACCAAAACAUUUCAUAUCCCGUGUCCCAAGCCAUGGUGAUACCGUUCCCAGCAUCGUCGACAGGUGUGUAGUCAAAAUGUCAGGAAGAGGAAAGGUGUUUCAUCGCAAUGGUGGAGUCCCGGAAUACAACAUCGCCCUGGUGGGUUCUCUAGGGGUGGGGAAGUCAGCUCUCACCGUCAAGUACAUCACAAAGAGAUUCAUCAUGGAAUACGACCCUGACCUUGAGGGGACGUACACAAAGCAUGAAGACUGGGAUGGACAGGAGCUGCUGGUCAACAUCAUGGACACCUGUGAUAAGGACGACAGCGAGGCAAUGCGCUAUCUGAAGUGGGCAGACGGCUUCCUGGUGGUGUACAGUAUCACCAGCAGGCAGAGUUUCGACAAGGCCCGAGAGUAUCUGGAACUGGUCACUCAGCAUCUGAAGAACACGUCGAGAGAGUGUCCGGUUGCUCUAGUCGGCAACAAGAUUGAUCUGGAGAGAUACAGACAGAUCAGCAAGGCGGAAGGCUCAAGCCUGGCAGCAGAAGUGGACUGUUCGUUCUUCGAGACGACAGCAGCCGAGGAGUUUGAGCACGUGGAGGGCGUGUUUCAGCGCGUGCUGCAGGACAUUCACCAGGAAAAAUAUGGCCACGUGCUGCAGCCACUCGUUAUAUCGGAGGACAAGGCGGCGUUCUUUGCUUCAUCUCGCAGACCAAAGUCGCCCAGGGGGUCAUCUGAUCGCAAGGAGGAAAAGAAUACAGCCAAGAAAACUCCAACAACAUUCAACAAACUGUUUAAGAUAUUUAACUGACGAAGCUUCUUUGUUCGUUUCGAUGAUACCCCAAGGACUAGGUCAUUAGACGCAGCAGCCAGUCUAUGUACAUACAUGCUGUACGUGCCUUCCAGAGAUGUGAAUAGUUCAUCAGUGUUCAAUAUGACGUCACGAGAUUUUGUACACUGUGACGGGUCACGACUGACUGCCUGAAGACUUCGGCGGCUAUACUGACGUUGUCAACGAUGGCUUUGGUCAUGUCUCACCAGUGGUCAGUGAAGUCAUACGGUGAACACACAAUGGGUGUGAAUAGUCUUAUCGAUAACAUGUGCUGUUGAUCCUGUUUGCUCAUGCAUAUUGGGAAAGGGUGGAUGCACCAUGUUUCUCCCAAGUGUGAAAUGUUCUGUGAAAUCAUAUCCUAGCAAUCUUUUCGAGGCCUGAUAAUGUGUCAUGUGAAAAUGUGUCAUGACACAUAGGUGUCUAAAUUUGUUGAAUUACACUCAUGCUCAUCGAGGAUUAACCGAGCUAAUUGAUAAAUCAUGUCUACACGAUCUUAGCGAAUCUUAUAACAGUCCGUCUCCGACGUGAAGAUGUGUAAAAUGAAGUUACUGUAGUGUUAUAUUUUCCUUCAGAUAUAUUAGAGGGAACUAGGAAAUCUUGACUUGCCAAAUCUUCUUCACUUGCUAUUUCCGUAUCAUGGUAUGACAGACAUGGAUGAGACCAGCGUUAGUAGUAGCACCAAGUUUGCUUUGUAGACGGGUACUGGGUAACGUAGCAUAAAUCGGCAUCGCAAGCUUGCCUUGUCAUUGUGUUCACUACUCAAUAACAAGACCCAGGGACCCGUUCUACAAAACUCCUAUGCUUUAACACUGGCUUAACAUUGUCGUAGCUACGCUAGCUUUGUGGAACGGGGCCUAAGUUCUUGUCUGCACGUGACAAUUCCUUCAUGGGAACUACCAUACUACACGUCAAAUUUAACACGUGUGCAUGACGGUGGUAACCUUGGUCCCGUUCCUCAAAGCGAUCUUAACGUUAGGGUGAUCGUAACUCCCACCCAUUAACGUGGACUUACGGUGAUGGUAGAACUAAAAUCUCUUUGGGGAACCCGUCAUGAACCAGUUGCCCAAAGCAUUCACUGCAGUUAAAGCUCGACUUAUAGGGGAUAGUGUAAUUCAAAAACUGCUUCGCUCUGCUCAUGUGUUUUUUCAUUUGGAAGUGUUUUAUUCAGUCAGAAACCCAAGAUAUCUAAUGCCACAUACUUUCUGUUGCAAGGGAGUACCAAUAUAUUACACAAUGUCAGAACGGUAGCACGCUACACGAAAGAGGAUAACUCAUUACGGUGCCUAAAUCAUUACCACACGUUGGACUUAUUUACGAACUAACUGAGUUAAAAAAAACAAAAAAUACUGAUUGACUUCCUCAUUUGACUACUUGAUGGGUGGUGGUUACAGCGUCCGCUCGUCACGCCAAAGACCCGGGUUCGAUUCCCCACAUGGGUACAAUUUGUGAAACUCAUUUUUGGCGUCACCCGCCGUGAUAUUGCGGGAAUAUUGAUAAAGGCGGCGUCAAACAAUACUCAAUGACUACUAGAUACAUUAGACGAUAAUAAUAUACACGUUUACAUGGAGACGAUAUUACAUGAAUCAUAUUUCAUUGUAAAAAUGUGUCAUAGAGAUUAUGUUAUAUUAUAUAAUUCAUUAUGUUCAUAUGUUAUAAAGUUGUGCAUGUGUCGUCCAUGUGGAUAUAUCUCCCUCAGUCAUGCAAGUGUUGACUGCCUACAUGUACUGGGUGACUGUCUCAUUCUGAUCAUACUCCCGUCUGUAGUCAUACGCCAAGAAACGUUUUAUAGUGUAGAACAAAUAAUGUUUCAUCUACAUCGUCACCAUCGACUUUGUGCUGUUCUCUUACAGAAACAACCAAGUGAAUUAUCCUUAUCGUUAUAUGUUAACGCCCUAAUUAAUCGAUCGAUGUAGUACCACAUACGCUUUUAUGAGCUUUAAGCCUUCGGUGCAGCUGUAGGGGAUGAUUCGUGUAGUCAUUAAUUAUGUGUGUGUUUAUUGAUCAGGUGCGCAGUCAGGAAUAUUCUAGAUAUUUCACAACGACCUGUAUAAACUGUGGGUCAGACGAACGAGUGAGCGAAGUAAUGAACAACGUCCUACUUGGGGCAUGCUGACAUUAAAAAUACCAAGUCAGCCUGACCCAAUGAAUUACCGCCUGAAACGACAACUAGAGGUUUCUGGUGACCUGAGGGGCGGUGGGGUAGCCUAGUGGUUAAAGCGUCCGCUCGUCACGCUGAAGACCCGGGUUCGACUCCCCACAUGGGUACAAUGUGUGAAGCCCAUAGUGGUCUCCCCCGCAUUGAUAUUGCUGGAAUAUUGCUAAAAGCGGUGUGAAACCAUACCAAUCAGUCACUCUGGUUACCUGUCCUAACCCCGGUAUAACGGCGGUGAACCGCGUAACAUCAAACUCUGUACCCAAAACUCGACAUUAAAGGGGGGACUACAUUGACAGUAAUGGAAGACCCAGCUAAUUUGAUUGAAGUCGUACAAACUCUAAUUUAGUUUGCUGCAACACAUAUUGUAUCUUUAUGUCUGUCCAGUUACUGCCGCUAUAACACGUAACAAGUAUGUUUGUAUUUAAUGUGAAGGAGGAACGAAUAUAUUUACGAAGACAUUUUAAGUGUUGACAAUGUGGAAGCAUAGUUCCCUCCUAAUCCAAGGCCAAGAAAUAGCGCCAUUCUACUUCAACAAACUUUAAAGAUGUAUAUGUAUGUGUUUAAUGAACAAAUUAUAUUCUGAAAAAUGAAACAUUGGUUGUCCA
Messenger RNA from Haliotis rubra (blacklip abalone), 4653 nucleotides. Its product is annotated as ras-like protein family member 12. The record is from RefSeq and is a predicted model, not a curated record. The transcript has 5 exons. Bases 1159 to 1872 code for a protein of 237 amino acids. Gene Ontology annotation, molecular function: GTPase activity; GTP binding. Lineage: Eukaryota; Metazoa; Mollusca; Gastropoda; Lepetellida; Haliotidae.